This is a messenger RNA of Symbiodinium natans, 387 nucleotides long. The record is from the annotation of a GenBank genome assembly. NCBI's taxonomy places the organism in Eukaryota, Dinophyceae, Suessiales, Symbiodiniaceae.
AUGUCCAAGGGUGCCUUUCCUGGCGGCUAUUCUGAGGGGCACCGCCUAUGUGUGUCGGCAAGCCAUGGGAGGGGCUUGAAGAAGACAACCUUGCAGGGGGCAUUCGGAGAUUUCGGGCAUAUCCUGCAGAUUGAGACUCCAAAGUCCAACUUGGCUUUCAUUGCAUUUGCAGAGAAGGCCGAUGCACAAGACGCUAUGGAGGCCAUGGAUGGUAAGAGCCUGGAAGGGCAAACUCUGACAGUGAGCAAAGCUGGGCCAAAACCAACCUAUCGACCCACGACGGAUCCAAACGAGAACUUUAAGAAGGUCCUUAUGACGACACAGACGGAGCGUGAAAAUGUACGCUACCGCAAAGACGUAGAGAAGGCAGCUCUGACAUGGCGAUAG